AUGAAGCAACAUCUUGCUGGAUCAAAAGGCAAUGUUGAUUCAUGCAAGCGAGUACCUUCAGAUGUUCAAUUUUUGAUACAAGGAUCAUUGAAAGAAAAUGUUCAAAAGGCCAAAGAGAAGAAAGGAUGUUUUGAUGAACUUGAAGGUAAUGAUGUUGAAGACACUUCUUGUCAAGUAGGCAAAAGUAGUAAUUGUGUGAGUGCAAGUCCCAAAGGUAAAAGAAAAGCUUCUUCUGGCAUUGAAUCAUAUUUUACACAUGGAAUUGCCGAUCCUACCCAACCAAGUAUAAAAGCUUCUUUGCAAAGUAAGGAGAAAUGGCAUGAUACUGAUAUGUCAAUUGCGAUGUGGUUCUAUCAUGCAUGCAUUCCACUAAAUGCUAUUAAUUCUCCUUUCUUUCAAGUUCCAAUUAGCAAGAUAGCAAGUAUGGGCCAUGGUUAUACUGGAUGCACAAUCAUUGGUGAUGGAUGGACAGAUUCUAGACAAAGAUCUUUGAUCAAUUUUCUUGUAUAUUCUCCUAAAGGGAUAUCAUUUAUUAAGUCAGUUGAUGCUUCAGGCUUUAUUACAAGUGCAGAGACAUUGUGCAAUCUCUUUUCUGAAAUUAUUGAAAUAGUUGGUCCUAAAAAUGUAGUUCAUAUGGUGACAGAUAAUGGAGCAAAUUCCAAGGCUGCUGAAAGGAAGAUUACAGAGAAGUAUGUUAAUAUUUAUUGGUCUGCAUGUGCCGCUCAUUCUAUAAAUUUGAUUAUGAAAGAUAUUUCUGAAAUGCCUACUAUUCAUAGCUUGGCCAUUCUUGCUUCAAAGAUAACGGUUUUCAUCUACAAUCAUAAAUGGGUUUUGAAUUGGUUGAGAAACCAACCAAAUUGGACAGAAAUUAUUCGUCCAGGAGUUACUCGCUUUGCCACUACUUUUAUUGCAUUGAAGAGUUUGCAUGACCAUAGAAGUCACUUACAAGCUUUGGUUGUUUCUUCAAACUUCAAAAAAUUUCUUAAUAUGCAAAAAGGGAGAGAAGUAAAACAAAUUAUUUUGGAUGAAAAUUUUUGGAGAAAUUGCUUGAUAAUGGUGAAGAUAAUGGGUCCAUUGAUUCGUUUGUUACGGAUUUGUGAUUCUGAUGAAAAGCUAGCAAUGGGAUAUGUGUAUGAUGGAAAAUAUAGGGCUCGGAAAGGCAUUAAAGAAUUGUUCAAAAAGAAGAAACAUUUGUACAAGCCUUACACUUCCAUUAUCAAGGAGCGAUGGAAUAGUACUUUACGUACUGGAAUUCAUGUUUUGGCAUAUUGGUUGAAUCAGGCAUUUCUGUUUGAUGAGCAUAACUUGUGCCAAAAAUUAGAGGUUCAACGAGGCAUACUUGAUGUAAUUGAGCAACAAACAAUGUUUAAACCAACUGAACUCAUGGAAGAGAUGAAAAUAUUUAGGGAAAGACAAAAGACUUUUGUUCGCCCGCUUGCUUUAAACACUCUACUACUCCUGAUGAAUGAUGGAAAUUCUUUGGUUGUGAUGUUCCUAAUUUGCAAAAGUUGGCAAUUAGGAUUCUUAGUCAAACUGUUUCUUCUUCUGGGUGAGAACGCAAUUGGAGUGUUGGGUUCAAAAGAUAGAUCUUGUGAUCCAAUUGAUUAUGAGUGCAUUGAUAAGACCGAAUUUUGGGUGGUGGAAGAGGAACCGGAAGGAGAACUUGAUUAUGAUGAAUUGGAAUCUAUGGUAGAAGAGCAACCAAGAAUGGAUGAAGAAUCAACCAACUUAUCUAAAGGUGGCAAUGAAGAUGAUACGGUGGUCAUUGAGGAUGAUGAUAAUACAAUGGUUGGUGUCCAAGGAAUGACUACCAAUGAGUUGGAUGAAGAAAAUUGGCUUGCAUGA
Molecule: messenger RNA, 1845 nt
Organism: Dioscorea cayenensis subsp. rotundata (Guinea yam)
Lineage: Eukaryota; Viridiplantae; Streptophyta; Magnoliopsida; Dioscoreales; Dioscoreaceae
Exons: 5
Coding region: 1-1845 (614 amino acids)
Source: RefSeq, a predicted model, not a curated record